Exophiala xenobiotica is the source of this 1445-nucleotide messenger RNA. RefSeq lists its product as hypothetical. Gene Ontology annotation, molecular function: structural constituent of ribosome. The record is from RefSeq and is a predicted model, not a curated record. The transcript is spliced from 3 exons. Gene Ontology annotation, biological process: translation. Gene Ontology annotation, cellular component: cytosolic large ribosomal subunit; ribosome. Lineage: Eukaryota; Fungi; Ascomycota; Eurotiomycetes; Chaetothyriales; Herpotrichiellaceae. Bases 423 to 863 code for a protein of 146 amino acids.
CGAGGAGCAGCCAUUUUUAUUUCGACGAUUCAACCACAUCGACAAAGACGCCGCAGUCGAUCAAAAUACAGUCAAGAUGGGUAAGUCAGCUUCCAAUUCUCCGAGCACAAGCAACAUCACGCGCGAAACGAUAGAUCGUAUCUGAAGAGUCAGGAAGAGGAGGGACACAGUGACAGAGGAGGACCGAACUCGCAUCAUGCUCAUCUGGCUGUUAAGAGGAGGCUGAUCAAUGUCACAUUGAUUUGGAGCAUCGCGCAAUCCAUCCAUCAUCGUUUCCCACAGCACUUCGACUCAAAUCUUUCCACUACCACCACGAAGACACCCGAUACUAAUAAUGGCUGUUUCCAGGUCGCCUUCAAGAAUACCAGGUCAUCGGGCGCCACCUGCCUACAGACGCCAACCCGACCCCGAAACUCUACCGCAUGCGAAUCUUCGCACCCAACACCGUGGUUGCCAAGUCCCGCUUCUGGUACUUCCUCAUGAAGCUGCGCAAGGUCAAGAAGUCCAACGGCGAGAUCGUCUCCCUGAACGUCAUCCACGAGAAGCGACCCCUCAAGGUCAAGAACUUUGGCAUCUGGAUCCGUUACGACUCCCGCUCCGGCACACACAACAUGUACAAGGAGUACCGUGAGAUGAGCCGCACCGAUGCCGUCGAGGCCCUCUACCAGGAUAUGGCCGCGAGACAUCGUGCUAGAUUCAGGAGCAUUCACAUUCUCAAAGUCGUUGAAAUCACCAACCAGAACGACGUCAAGCGACCGUACAUCAAGCAAUUGAUCUCCAAGAACCUCAAAUUCCCUCUUCCUCACCGCAGCACCGGCUCCAAGAAGCUGUUCGUCCCGAACCGACCAAACACAUUUGCUUAAAUGGGUGGAGAGUGAAAUGGCUUUUGGUGUCAGGACACAGGAGACGUUCGUCUCUUGGGUGUGGGUAGAGAGGAGGUAAGCCGCAGAAAUCGAAGCUCAAUGGGCAAUGGACGAUGCGAAAACGGGUCGUUAAAAGAAGAUGAGGGCCAUUUUCCCUUGAACAACAUCGUGCAUGACCAUAGAGCGACCGGAGCAAAGUCGAACCGAGGCUGAGGCUCGAAUUUGAGACAACCUGCUCAGUUACAUUCAACUCGGAUCAUGAGGCCCUGAGGUCUGGCUUGGUGCUGCGUGGUGGACGUAAGUAACCAGCAGAAGUGGAAGUCUCAAUGUGCCAAUGAAAAAUUCUACGUUCAAAACAAAGCAUCUUUCUCGACUUUCUCCCCAACCCUUUCGAUCCUGCUGUGAGCAACGGAAUGCGGCUGACGCGAGAGCAUGAAGAAGGAUUUCGCAGAUCUACGUGAAUGCAGAAGAGUCUAACAGUUUCCAUACCCGAGAAAGGCAUGCCCAUUGUCCAGACCCUGAUCACGCAAGACCAAUGGAGAUUGCAUAGAUUCAUCCCCGGACCAGGCUCGUGAUUUCGCG